This is a messenger RNA of Gadus chalcogrammus (walleye pollock), 1045 nucleotides long. NCBI's taxonomy places the organism in Eukaryota, Metazoa, Chordata, Actinopteri, Gadiformes, Gadidae. The record is from the annotation of a RefSeq genome assembly.
AUGAACCCCUUUAUUCUCUCUAUCCUCUUAUUAAGCCUGGGCCUAGGUACAACGCUUACCUUCGCAAGCUCCCACUGGCUAUUAGCCUGAAUAGGCCUAGAGAUUAGUACCCUAGCUAUUAUUCCUCUAAUAUCACAGCACCACCACCCCCGCGCAGUAGAGGCUACAACAAAAUAUUUUAUUACUCAAGCAGCUGCAGCUGCCCUAAUUUUAUUUGCUAGCACCACAAAUGCAUGGAUUACCGGCCAAUGAGAUAUUAACUUCGACCUUCACUUUUUCCCAGCUUCCAUGCUCACCAUGGCCUUAGCCCUAAAAAUAGGUCUUGCCCCAGUACACUUCUGGCUACCAGAAGUUCUUCAAGGGCUUGACCUAACAACAGGACUAAUUUUAUCCACCUGACAGAAAUUAGCACCCUUUAUCCUAAUGUGUCAGAUUAUGCCAGUAAAUUCUAGCUUAAUUACUUUUCUAGGUGUAACCUCAACACUAGUCGGAGGUUGAGGGGGAUUAAACCAAACCCAACUACGUAAAAUCUUAGCUUAUUCAUCAAUUGCACAUCUUGGCUGAAUAAUCCUUGUCAUGCAAUUUAAUCAACAACUAGCUCUUCUAGCCUUAGUUAUUUAUAUUCCUAUAACUUUCUCAACUUUUAUAAUUUUUAAGACUAACUCUUCUACCACAGUCAAUACCCUGGCUGCCUCAUGAGCUAAGACUCCUGCCCUCACAGCAAUUACCCCUAUAAUUCUUCUUUCUUUAGGAGGUCUCCCCCCUCUCUCUGGAUUUAUGCCUAAAUGAAUAAUUCUUCAAGAAUUAACAAAACAGGAUAUCCCCCUGACCGCCUCAAUUGCCGCCUUAAGUGCACUAUUAAGCCUUUACUUUUAUCUCCGGGUGUCCUACGCAAUAACUUUAACUAUUUCACCUAAUAAUCUCAAUGCAACAACUCCUUGACGGCUGCAAACAACAGCAUCUACCUUGCCCCUCGCUAUUUCAGCAACAAUCUCUGCUAUGCUCUUACCCCUAGCCCCGGCAACCUUAGCUUUAUUGUCCCUUU